UCCCAUGAUGCAUUAGAGUCACCAUAUUGCUUUAUGGAAACUGGAAAAAGCAGCUCUCAUCAAACGUCGAAUCGUUUGUUUAUAUUUUGACUAGUUUGUUAUCAGUCUAUGGUUACAAAGAAAUGAGUGAUUCUUGAACAAGCAAAUAUAAAAUGGAUCCAGAAUAUGAAAAAAGGCUUCUCAGACAACAGAAUGGUCAGGUGUCCCCAUAUGCUUCACCCCUUUCAUUGAGUCCUAGUCCAGUUGCAUCCCCUAGUAAAGAUAAAUAUGGAGAUAGAUUCAUUCCCAGUAGAGCUGGGGCAAGUUGGCACAUCAAUUUCAACAUGUCAAAGGAAAGUCCUAUACCUUCACCAACACCUAGUACCAAAUCAAAGGAACAGACCACCAGUGACAAUGUUAAAGAUGGACUUGCAUACUCUUGCCUUUUAAGAAAUGAAUUACUGUCUGCUGGAAUUGAAGAUCUGAAGGAUCAACAACCAGAUGAAAGAAGAAUUCUGGUUCCAAAAGAAAGUAAAAAUUUAUUUAGGUAUCAUGUACCCAGAAGAAGUCUGGACUUUAGCGAUUCAUCACCAUAUUCAUUAUCACCAGUUGGUAGUAAAAGUCAGAAACUCCUGAGAUCACCGCGCAAGGCUGUCAGAAAGAUAUCUAAAAUACCAUUCAAAGUUCUGGAUGCCCCGGAGUUACAGGAUGACUUCUAUUUGAACCUUGUGGAUUGGUCAUCACAGAAUGUAUUAAGUGUGGGGUUGGGAACAUGUGUGUAUCUGUGGAGUGCAUGUACUAGUCAGGUAACCAGACUCUGUGAUCUAUGUAAUGAUGGCGACACUGUAACAUCAGUAUCAUGGUCUGAAAGAGGUCAUUUGGUAGCUGUAGGGACACACAAAGGUUAUGUACAAAUUUGGGAUGUAGCUGCUACUAAGAAACUGAAUACGCUUGAGGGCCAUAGUGCUCGAGUUGGAGCUCUUGCUUGGAACACUGAUGUGCUCUCAUCAGGAAGUAGAGACAGACUGAUUCUGCAAAGAGACAUACGAUCACCUAGCUUAGUACCCGAACGCAAAUUGAGUGGCCAUAGACAGGAAGUUUGUGGACUGAAAUGGUCACCAGAUCACCAACAUUUAGCUUCAGGAGGCAAUGACAAUAAACUGUAUGUGUGGAAUAUGAACAGCACAAGUCCUGUACAGACAUACAAUGAACAUUUAGCAGCUGUGAAAGCCAUUGCCUGGUCGCCCCACCAACAUGGGCUGUUAGCCAGUGGUGGGGGUACAGCUGACCGAUGUAUUCGCUUCUGGAACACGCUGACUGGUCAGCCACUCCAGUGUGUAGAUACAGGAUCACAAGUGUGCAAUCUAGCUUGGUCAAAACAUUCAAAUGAAUUGGUCAGUACUCAUGGUUAUUCACAGAAUCAGAUACUUGUCUGGAAGUAUCCUUCAUUAGUACAGAUUGCGAAACUUACGGGACACACAUACAGGGUACUCUAUCUGGCAAUGUCACCAGAUGGAGAGGCAAUAGUAACCGGUGCUGGAGAUGAAACUCUACGUUUCUGGAAUGUAUUCAGUAAAACAAGGUCGACCAAGGAGUCAAAGUCGGUGUUGAAUCUCUUUACACGGAUCCGUUGAUGAAUGUAAAUUUUCUGUGUACAAGGGCUAGCAAGACACAUUGACACUGAGUGUCACAUGUUGUGCCAAAGUAUUACAUUGUCAAAAUGAUAGCAACAGUCAGCAAGGACAGAACCCAGCAAUUUACACCGCUCAUUACAACAGAACUUUGCACAAAAAAUUGGACACUCAACCAUUAUUAAAGAAUGCGCCAUAUACUAGGCUAGGGGGGAAUGGUAUAUCAAUAUAUGAAAAAUUUCAGUGUGAACGUCAGAAAUGAUGCACUGUUUUUAGUGAUAUCAAUGUCAUUCUUACAACUAGAGAGUUGAUUUAAUUGAUGCCAUUUUGGAUCAUAAAUGCUGAAAAACAUAACAAUACCGAACCAGUGCAAUCCUAGUACAUCUGAUAAUGCAUAUUUGAAUCUCUUGAGGCUAGCAAGCUGGCAAAUUUCCGUGUCAUGUGUAUUUUAUUUGUCAGUUAUUCAUUGUCUGUCAUUCAGUAGAAAACACAGUGCUCCAGUUUUCCCGUAUAAACUUCAUAGAUGUACUUGCACACAUCUUUUACACCAGAAAAAAAUCUAGUUUGUACACCUGGUAUUCAUUUCAGAAAAAAUAUAAUAGGAUUUGUCAGUAAAGUUUUGUAAAGGGGAAUGGUGUAGUAGAAGUGGUGAUUUGUAGUCAACUUGCUACUGAUAUUUGCUGUAUUUCUCAUUCAACUAUGUAAUGCUGUUUUGUGUGUCCAUUUAUGUGCAAGUGUUUGCUACUGCCAGGUGCAAUUCAUGACUUGUUUACAUUUGUCAACAAAAUUUGUGACUCCUGAUUAAUGUUACUCACACCUGAUGUCCGGUGUUUGAAUCACCUUGGUUUUUGUUCUGCAGGUAUUUCAACCCAAGGAGAAGAAUAUGUUCACUUAUUUAAUGUAAAGUUUACCAGGCAGAGAGCAUGCCAUGUUGUUAACAGUUUUCUUGCAUACACGUUUUUAAUUUAUUUUCCCCUUUUUAUUAUAUAUAAUACCCUGAUAUUGAGUUGUUGUUUUGCUGGCAAAAAUACUCUGGCAACAAACAUUGUAUGGCUCAGAGAGAGAAAAAAAAAUCUGCAAAAUUAUACAAAUAUAUAAACUAUUAAUAUAUGAUUGUUGACCAAUAAAUAAGUCUGAAUAUUGUAGACUUUUCAACAUACACUACCUAAAGUGUCCCUGGAAAAGAUCAGAUUGUUCAACAUUUUUGCUAUUUCAUUUCUCAUCCUUAUCAAAUCCCAUAGUUCAUACCGAUAACAUUUAUUAGGCUGCCAGGCAUGGUGUGUUGUCCCAACAUGUAAACAAAUCACAGUUUUAUCAAGUCAAUAAUUUUGGUGCUAUUUUGUUGAGAUUUUUGUAAGUAUUGGAUGUAAACUUCUUUACCAUUGCUGCCAUAAUCUUAAAAAUUGUUGCUUGAAACAAUUGAAUCGGGAACAAUAGAGAUGUAUUGUAUUUUUUUUGCGACCAUUCAAGAAUUUUCAGUUCCCCAAACUUUCCAUGUUCAAGUCAAAAUGCUUUUAAGUUAAUACUGAGGUAUGUAUGCAUUCAUUUAUAUUUCACAAAUAUUUAAUGGCCAGUUCUUACAUUAGAAUGAAAACUUAUCAAUAAUAAAUUUUCUUUAGAUACUCGCAUCAUGACAGGAUAUAUUUUAAUGAUAAUAUAAGUAAAAUGUUCAUUUGUUGUAUUAUGGUGAUAUUAUGUAACACUGGCUUUAACAGCUGAAGGAUAUAAUUGACAGUGUUGAAGUUUAUUAAAAAGUAAAACUAUUUUAAUUUAAUAGGAUAUUUUGUAUUUUAACACUCAGUGAGAGUUGGAAAACUACAUUGGAGACUUAUCCAAAUCUAUUUUCAUUGAUUUUAAGAAGUGACGCGGAGAUUUGGAAAAAUUAUAGAACAAUGCUUUUAAGUUAAUUUGAUGGUUUUAUUGAGAAGUUUUUAAUGAAAAAGUACACCAUUGUUUCCUUAAGAUUUAUUAGAAAUUGAUUUUUUUUAUUCAACGACUGAAGAAAUUUAUUAAAUAAUAAUUUUCUUUGGCAAAAUUGAUUACUUGCAUAUCUGCAUAUGUUAUAUUUCAUUAUCUUCAAACAAAAUUACUCCCAAUUUUACCAGUUAUUUCCACCAGGACAUGCAAGAACCAUAUGCAUAGCACUGAUCAUUUAAUCUUCAUUACAUUUAGAUUGUUGGGUGUUUGUUCAUUAAGGGACUUAGUUGAGUGUAUGAUGUUUUGUCAGGGAAUGUGUAUAGGUACAUGUGCAUUGAAAGGUACAGUAUCGGAAAACUUAAUAAAAAAGAUUAUUGAAAAUA
Pecten maximus is the source of this 3910-nucleotide messenger RNA. Its product is annotated as fizzy-related protein homolog. The record is from RefSeq and is a predicted model, not a curated record. The transcript has 13 exons. Gene Ontology annotation, cellular component: anaphase-promoting complex. Gene Ontology annotation, molecular function: anaphase-promoting complex binding; protein binding; ubiquitin ligase activator activity. Gene Ontology annotation, biological process: positive regulation of anaphase-promoting complex-dependent catabolic process; positive regulation of ubiquitin protein ligase activity; anaphase-promoting complex-dependent catabolic process. Lineage: Eukaryota; Metazoa; Mollusca; Bivalvia; Pectinida; Pectinidae. The coding region runs from base 153 to 1613 and encodes 486 amino acids.